Prunus armeniaca (apricot) is the source of this 876-nucleotide messenger RNA. The record is from the annotation of a GenBank genome assembly. NCBI's taxonomy places the organism in Eukaryota, Viridiplantae, Streptophyta, Magnoliopsida, Rosales, Rosaceae.
AUGGAGGUCGGGUUUUUGGGGCUGGGAAUAAUGGGGAAAGCCAUGUCCAUGAAUCUGCUUCGCCAUGGCUUCAAGGUCACCGUUUGGAACAGGACCCUCUCUAAGUGUGACGAGCUUGUGGAGCAUGGUGCUUCUGUUGCAGAAACCCCUGCAGCAGUGGUUAAGAAGUGCAAGUAUACAAUUGCAAUGUUAUCUGAUCCUUCUGCUGCCCAUUCGGUGGUUUUUGGCAAAGAUGGCAUUCUUGAGCAGAUUUGUGCCGGAAAAGGUUACGUCGACAUGUCUACAGUUGAUGCUGAUACUUCUACAAAGAUUAAUGAGGAAAUUACAGCAAAGGGUGGUUACUUCCUUGAAGCUCCUGUUUCAGGUAGCAAAAAGCCCGCCGAAGAUGGUCAAUUAGUUAUCCUUGCAGCUGGGGAGAAGGCAUUGUACGAGGAAGUGAUUCCUGCUUUUAAUGUCAUGGGAAAGAAGUCUUUCUACCUGGGGCAGGUUGGAAAUGGAGCAAAAAUGAAACUUGUUGUCAAUAUGAUAAUGGGAAGCAUGAUCAAUGCAUUCUCUGAGGGACUUGUUCUUGCUGGAAGAAGUGGACUGGAUCCUAGUGUUCUUCUUGAUGUAUUGGAUCUGGGUGGAAUUGCAAAUCCAAUGUUUAGAUUGAAAGGACCCACUAUGAUUCAGGGCAGUCACUCUCCUGCAUUUCCUUUAAAACAUCAGCAGAAAGACAUGAGAUUGGCUCUUGCCCUUGGGGAUGAAACUGCUACAUCAAUGCCAGUAGCUGCUGCAGCUAAUGAGGCUUUCAAGAAGGCAAGAAGCAUGGGGCUUGGGGACCUUGACUUUUCAGCUGUGUAUGAGACCGUGAAGGCUCUUGAACCACCCUCUUAA